AUGCCCCACGUCCUACGGCUCCCUCAGAUUGACCUAGCUUCUGUUCUAGCAGAGCAGAAUCCACAUAUCGAGCUCCGAACUCACAUCUAUGAAAAUUCCACCCGCAAUUUCCUAAAGGCACUCAUCACCUACAAGAACCGCGCGAUCGCCACAAUUUCAGACCGCCGAAAGCAUCAAGCUAUGGAAAAGAAAAAGGUGGCGGAAAGGGUCAAUCUUGUUGAGACCGAAACGAAUCAAUGCAAGCUAAGAGAGAUCGAACUUGUGGCAGACCUUGAGCGGGAGAACGAAGAAAGGAAGGACGCAGAAUUGUCGAUUGCUGCGUUCAACCGUCAGCUAGCAUCAUUGCGCGACAACUGCGUGUCUAUCGAAACUGAAAUAGAACAAUACCGUGCAAUUUCGGAUAAUCUCCGUCGAGCAAAAAACAAAGAACAGUCGUUGUUGCACACACAUGCGUCUAAGGUGUUACCAGAGCUCAACUUUUGUGAACAACGCCUGUCGUGUGUGAUUGAAGGCGUUGAAAGGGACCAAUUACUUGUUCGCUUCGCCAGACUUCAGCCUUCAGAUCAGAAUUGCGAAGCAUCUUUUGUGAUUGACGUUUCCAAUAAAACCUACCGAAUCAUUACAUCGUCGCCCCAUCUUCCAAUCCUACCCAUCCUCGUUAAUGCUCUGAACGAAACUGGAGAUGUAUACGCAUUUGUCAGGCAGGUUCGUGACCAAUAUCUUGAAUUGUUUUCUGUGCUAUGA
Messenger RNA from Laccaria bicolor S238N-H82, 744 nucleotides. RefSeq lists its product as uncharacterized. Bases 1 to 744 code for a protein of 247 amino acids. Lineage: Eukaryota; Fungi; Basidiomycota; Agaricomycetes; Agaricales; Hydnangiaceae. The record is from RefSeq and is a predicted model, not a curated record. The transcript has 5 exons. Gene Ontology annotation, cellular component: Ndc80 complex. Gene Ontology annotation, biological process: chromosome segregation.